AUGGCAGUCGACAUCAUCCAUCGACGCACCUCACCCUCUACCCAACUCUCGUUUCUAACGAACACACUGUCCUCGGUGUCAUCUAUCCGUCGGAUCUCCAUCUUAGUCCACGGAUGGGGUUGCCAGGCAACACAUUUUAUUCCUCUCAUCGCCCGCCUAACUGCGAACGGAGAAAAUGCUGACCACGGCUAUCUCUAUCUCGCAGUGGAUCUUCCAGGCCACGGCGAGUCACCAGCAUCUAUAUUGCCUGAGCCUGAGAACGGCGGCAUGACCGAGCUCAUCGUUGCACUGAUCUGCGAGGUACUCCAUCAGCAAAUAUAUGACCACGCUCCUAGUGGUGAUAAAAAACGGCAGUCGAUUCCGACCGUGUUAUACGGUCAUAGUAUGGGCACACUAGUGGCCCUGGAAUUGUUGAUGGCACUCCAAGACCAUAGCCUGAUGGAAGUUUCUCACCUGGUUCUACUCGAUGCCGCCUGGACAGGCGAACAAACCGCCGAGCCGUUGAAUUAUAACGACCUACGAAAGACGGCAAUAAAAUACCGAGAGUCGAUUCAAGAGCAGUUGAGUCAGUAUUUCGGUCCACGGACUUCACUGGAAUUUGAAUCUACGACCCGAGCCGGCUUCGCUGGCUUGGAUUUCGAGUAUGCGCUACGAAUGGGUCACUGGUAUCGUGGAGUGGAAGCCAAGGCCGCACAGACGUUGCAGAAUCUCGACGCAAAGAAUAGGCUGUUGUUGGGUUCCGGAGACAAGCCCGUUCGCAUAUUGAUUGUACAAAGCCAAGAGGCUCACGGACCCGAUGGGAGACACAGCCUCGUCAGUGGACAGUCUACUGCGCACAUGCUUUUUGUCCGUCGCCACCUUGCCUCGGAGUGGACGCAAGAGCUAGUAAUAGAGGGGACGAGUCAUUAUCCCCAUGUGGAUGAUGUCGACGAGGUUGUGGAAUGCCUGGCCAAGUUCUUUAGUCAAUAG
Messenger RNA from Penicillium cinerascens, 969 nucleotides. RefSeq names its product alpha/beta-hydrolase. NCBI's taxonomy places the organism in Eukaryota, Fungi, Ascomycota, Eurotiomycetes, Eurotiales, Aspergillaceae. The transcript has a single exon. The record is from RefSeq and is a predicted model, not a curated record. The coding region runs from base 1 to 969 and encodes 322 amino acids.